Molecule: messenger RNA, 2186 nt
Organism: Acanthaster planci (crown-of-thorns starfish)
Lineage: Eukaryota; Metazoa; Echinodermata; Asteroidea; Valvatida; Acanthasteridae
Cellular component (GO): Cdc73/Paf1 complex
Molecular function (GO): protein binding
Source: RefSeq, a predicted model, not a curated record
AAAGAUUGUUUCGUACCGCUAAACAAUCUUUGAUGGAAACCAUCGCCGCGCGCGGCGCUAUACUAUCUUUGAUGGAAACCUUCGAAGAGAAUGCAUUGCUAAUUUUAGCGGGCUUAAAUUGGCGUUGUUGCCAACAUUCGAUGUAAAUUUUGAUAAUGUACAGCAUACUGUUCAAGCAGGAGCAGGCCCACUCGGACAGCAUCUGGAGCUGUGCAUGGGUGAAAAGCGACAAAGAUGGCACAGAGAAUAUCGUGACUGGCUCUGUAGAUGACCUGGUCAAGGUUUGGCAUUGGACUAACGAUGACCUGAAGCUGAAAUGGACACUGGAAGGCCACCAGCUGGGCUUAGUGUCAGUUGACAUCAAUCCAACAGGAACAAUUGCUGCUUCCAGCUCCUUGGACAGCAACAUCCGUCUGUGGGACCUGGAGGUGGGUAAGCAGAUGCGUAGCCUGGAUGCGGGGCCGGAGGAUGCCUGGACCAUCAUGUUCUCGCCAGACGGCCGGUUUCUGGCCACAGGGAGCCACACAGGGAAGGUCAACCUGUUUGGUGUGGAGAGCGGGAAGAAGGAAGCGUCGUUAGACACCAGGGGCAAAUUCAUCCUCAGUAUCGCCUUUAGCCCAGACGGCAAGUACAUAGCCAGUGGGGCCAUUGACGGCAUCGUCAAUCUGUUUGAUCUUCAGACCAGCAAACUACUGCACACAUUAGAAGGCCAUGCUAUGCCUAUCAGAUCGCUGUGCUUCUCCCCUGAUUCACAGCUUCUGGCCACUGCAUCGGACGACGGCCAUCUUAAAGUUUAUGACGUACAACAUGCCAACCUAGCCGGUACACUCUCCGGUCACAGUUCCUGGGUGGUCAGCGUCCACUUCUGCCCCGACAACACGCACUUUGUUUCCAGCUCUUCUGACAGCACCGUGAAAGUUUGGGAUGCAGGAGCAAGGCAGUGUGUAGCUACAUUCUAUGACCACUAUGACCAGGUCUGGCAAGCCAAGUACAACGGGAAUGGAUCAAAAAUAGUAUCGGUGUCGGAUGACAAAGCCAUUCAUAUCUACGACUGCCCCUUAUAGUACAUGUCUGAACACUCGCUAAGAGUCACAUCCUGUACGGGAACCACAUCACCACACCGAAGUUCCUGGAAAUUGUUUGCAGAUGGUUUUUUAAGUUUUGUUUUUCACAAUGAAACUGAUUCUUUCAGCAUUGUGCAUGUUAUUUUUUUACACAAACAUCUGUCAGGAUCACAUCUUUAUAAUUCAUCCUUUUUUACUUUAGGCGUUUGAACAUUCCUGUUCCAAGUGAAGAUCUGGUUUUACGGCCCUUACACGCAAAAAAAGCUAUAAUGAGCUCAACUUUGUUAUAUUGUAUCAUAAAGGGGCGGUACCCAGUACUUAUGGGCCUAAAAUCUCUGCAUUUUGUUGGGAACGAAUGUCCAACACACAAUGCAGAUGAAACAAUUGAGUCUGCGGUUCAUGUUUAUAGGAUAAAGCUGACACGAAGCAACAUCUUGAAGCUUGCUUUACAGCUGAACAAAAUGUAACCAAAUUCAACCGCUUUUCUUAGCUGUAGUGUGCCUCGUUUUCCUUCGUAAACACCAGAGCCAGCAGGUGUAGGUCAAGAACAACAACUGUGCACAUUGUCUCUAACUUAGCAGGAUACUGCAAGUUGAUUGGCCAGUAUGUGCAGCACCUUGCCACUAGGCUGGCAAAGAGAGAUGUGCCUAUUCUGAUGAGUUCUGUGAACACAUGCCACAGGUAUAGUCUAUUAAUCCAAGUCAUAACUGCAGUGGUGCCACGCUCAUGCGUGAAAACUGCACGUGUUGAAUACCUCUUUGAGUGACAGGGUGUUGUGACUUACCAAAACACAUGCGUCGAGUUUCAGAGCGCACUCAUUGCCGUUGCAGUAAUCCGUACAACCACUAUGUGCAGGCACACCGUAAGGCAUAUACAGACCCAAACAUAGUCCGUUAACAGUGUCCUGUGUAUGUACAGUGACUACAAAUGUUAGAGAUCACAGAGUUGCACUACAUGCACAAUGUACUUUCUUGACACACAAAGAAAGAAUCCUCGAACAUUUCUCAUUCAAAAUUGUAACCAGACUUUUUGGUAUUAAAGGGAUUAAGGCCGUGUCCGAAAUGGACUUCCAGAGCUAUGGCUAGGUCUAAUGUCUAUGCAUCUCUGCACAUUUCCAAUGGA